AUGGCUCUCGAUAAUGAACCUUUCAAGAAACACAUGAAAAGAUUUGUGACCUUGAUUGUUGAAAAACUGAAGCAAGAGAAGUUGUUUGCUCCACAAGGAGGACCUAUUAUUUUAGCACAGAUCGAGAAUCAAUAUAACACUAUUCAAAGAGCAUUCAGGGAAAAAGGGGAUAGUUAUGUUCAAUGGGCUGGAAAACUGGCCCUUAGCUUGAAUGGCAAUGUCUCAUGGAUCAUGUGCAAGCAUAGGGAUACCCCAGAUCCCAUUAUCAAUACAUGCAAUGGAAGGCACUAUGGAGAUACUUUCUAUGGUCCAAAUAAGCGCAACAAGCCGGUAUUGUGGACUGAGAACUGGACUGUACAGUAUAGAGUAUUCUGUGAUCCACCAUCCCAAAGGUCAGCUGAAGAUUUGGCAUACUCAGUUGCUAGAUUCUUCUCCAAAACUGGAAGCAUAGUCAACUACUAUAUGUACUAUGGUGGCACCAAUUUUGGCAGGACAAGUGCCUCAUUUACAACAACUCGUUACUAUGACGAAGGCCCUCUUGAUGAAUUGGGUCUUCAAAGGGAGCCAAAGUGGGGUCAUCUUAAGGACGUCUAUAGGGCCUUGAGUUUGUGCAAAAGGGCUCUAUUUUGGGGGGUUCUUACUACUCUAAAACUGGGUCCAGAUCAACAGGCUAUAGUCUGGCAACAACCUGGAGCUUCAGCCUGUACAGCUUUCUUGGCCAACAAUAACAACCGUCUGGCACAACAUGUGAAUUUCAGGGGCCAGGACAUUCGCCUGCCGGCUCGUUCCAUUAGCGUCCUCCCUGAUUGCAAGAUCGUGGUUUUCAACACUCAACUGGUCACAACUCAACAUAACUCAAGAAACUUUGUAAGAUCAGAACUUGAAAACAAGAACUUUAACUGGGAGAUGUACAGGGAAGUCCCUCCUGUCAGACUUGGAUUUAAGUUUGACGUGCCAAGGGAGCUUUUUCAUUUGACCAAAGAUACAACUGACAAUGCUCUGAUACCAUUGUUAGUUUAA
Messenger RNA from Gossypium arboreum, 1020 nucleotides. RefSeq names its product beta-galactosidase 13-like. NCBI's taxonomy places the organism in Eukaryota, Viridiplantae, Streptophyta, Magnoliopsida, Malvales, Malvaceae. The record is from RefSeq and is a predicted model, not a curated record. The transcript has a single exon. Gene Ontology annotation, cellular component: vacuole; cell wall. Gene Ontology annotation, biological process: carbohydrate metabolic process. Gene Ontology annotation, molecular function: beta-galactosidase activity. The coding region runs from base 1 to 1020 and encodes 339 amino acids.